AUGGCGAAGCGGAGGGCCGCUGAGCAGCUAGUAAUGGCACAAGUGAAGAGCUACGCUCAACGGUGCAGAACACGGGCCAAGCUUUACUGUGUUGGAGAUCAACACAGUGCUACCCACAAGAGGAACGGAAUCUGGGAUACUGCUGAAGGUGUUUGGUAA
Messenger RNA from Perkinsus marinus ATCC 50983, 159 nucleotides. RefSeq lists its product as hypothetical. The transcript is spliced from 2 exons. The record is from RefSeq and is a predicted model, not a curated record. NCBI's taxonomy places the organism in Eukaryota, Perkinsozoa, Perkinsida, Perkinsidae. Bases 1 to 159 code for a protein of 52 amino acids.